AUGCGUUCUUUUGCAGUUUUUUAUUAUAGUGCUUAGAUUUUUGAAGAGUUAUCAGGAAGAGACUUAAUAUUAAAAACAAUUCAUACAAUAUGCAUUGGUCUAUUUAGUGCAAUAGCUGAAUUCAAAAAAAUCCUAAUAUUGCCAAGAUUAGGCCGAAAAUCUUAUAUUAAAUAGUUAUUGGAUCCUUUUUGA
Molecule: messenger RNA, 192 nt
Organism: Paramecium sonneborni
Lineage: Eukaryota; Ciliophora; Oligohymenophorea; Peniculida; Parameciidae
Source: the annotation of a GenBank genome assembly